Molecule: messenger RNA, 7830 nt
Organism: Odobenus rosmarus divergens (Pacific walrus)
Lineage: Eukaryota; Metazoa; Chordata; Mammalia; Carnivora; Odobenidae
Gene: EPHA5
Product: EPH receptor A5
Exons: 18
Coding region: 191-3307 (1038 amino acids)
Biological process (GO): axon guidance; protein phosphorylation; cell surface receptor protein tyrosine kinase signaling pathway
Cellular component (GO): neuron projection; plasma membrane
Molecular function (GO): protein binding; ATP binding; transmembrane-ephrin receptor activity
Source: RefSeq, a predicted model, not a curated record
AGGAGCCGGAAGCAAACUUCGGCCGUCUCAGAGGAUCCGCGGUUCUCGCAUUUGGAAGAGCCGCGUGCCAGAAGCCAAGGGACUCCACGGGGAACGCGGAGGAACCGCGAGCCUCCCUCGCCCCUUCCCCGAGGCCGGGGCGGUGGACUGAGCCGCGCGGGACAGCAGCGGCGGAGGCAGCUAGGAGAAGAUGCGGGGCUCGGGGCCCCCGGGUGCGGGACGCCGGAGGCCCCCGGGCGGCGGCGACGGCGACACCCCCAGCACCCCUGCGUCUCUGGCCGGCUGCUAUUCCGCACCUCGCAGGGCCCCCCUCUGGACGUGCCUUCUUCUGUGCGCCGCGCUACGGACCCUCCUGGCCAGCCCCAGCAACGAAGUGAAUUUAUUGGAUUCACGUACUGUCAUGGGGGACUUGGGAUGGAUUGCUUUUCCAAAAAAUGGGUGGGAAGAGAUUGGUGAAGUUGAUGAAAAUUAUGCCCCUAUCCACACAUACCAAGUAUGCAAAGUUAUGGAACAGAAUCAGAAUAACUGGCUUUUGACCAGUUGGAUUUCCAACGAAGGUGCUUCCAGAAUCUUUAUAGAACUCAAGUUUACUCUGCGGGACUGCAACAGUCUUCCUGGAGGACUGGGAACCUGUAAGGAAACCUUUAACAUGUAUUACUUUGAAUCAGAUGAUGAGAAUGGGAGAAACAUCAAGGAAAACCAGUACAUCAAGAUUGAUACCAUUGCUGCCGAUGAAAGUUUUACAGAGCUUGAUCUUGGUGACCGGGUUAUGAAACUGAAUACAGAGGUCAGAGAUGUAGGACCUCUCAGCAAAAAGGGAUUUUAUCUUGCUUUUCAAGAUGUGGGUGCUUGCAUUGCUUUGGUUUCUGUGCGUGUGUACUAUAAAAAAUGCCCUUCUGUGGUAAGACACUUGGCUGUGUUCCCCGACACAAUCACUGGAGCUGAUUCUUCUCAAUUGCUUGAAGUGUCGGGCUCCUGUGUCAACCAUUCUGUGACAGAUGAACCACCCAAAAUGCACUGCAGUGCUGAAGGGGAGUGGCUGGUGCCCAUCGGGAAAUGCAUGUGCAAGGCAGGAUAUGAAGAGAAAAAUGGCACCUGUCAAGUGUGCAGACCUGGGUUCUUCAAAGCCUCACCUCACAGCCAGAGCUGCAGCAAAUGUCCACCUCACAGUUAUACCCAUGAGGAAGCUUCAACCUCUUGUGUCUGUGAAAAGGAUUAUUUCAGGAGGGAGUCUGAUCCACCCACAAUGGCAUGCACAAGACCCCCCUCAGCUCCUCGGAAUGCCAUCUCAAAUGUUAAUGAAACUAGUGUCUUUCUGGAAUGGAUUCCUCCUGCUGACACUGGUGGAAGGAAAGAUGUAUCAUAUUAUAUUGCAUGCAAGAAGUGCAACUCCCAUGCAGGUGUGUGUGAGGAGUGUGGCGGUCAUGUCAGGUACCUCCCCCGGCAAAUCGGCCUGAAAAACACCUCUGUCAUGAUGGUGGAUCUGCUGGCUCACACAAACUAUACCUUUGAGAUUGAGGCAGUGAAUGGAGUGUCCGACUUGAGCCCAGGAGCCCGGCAGUAUGUGUCUGUAAAUGUAACCACAAAUCAAGCAGCUCCCUCUCCAGUCACCAAUGUGAAAAAGGGGAAGAUUGCAAAAAACAGCAUCUCUUUGUCUUGGCAAGAGCCAGAUCGUCCGAAUGGAAUCAUCUUGGAGUACGAAAUCAAAUAUUUUGAAAAGGACCAAGAAACCAGCUAUACAAUUAUCAAGUCUAAAGAGACAACUGUAACUGCAGAGGGCUUGAAACCAGCUUCAGUGUAUGUCUUCCAAAUUCGGGCACGCACAGCAGCAGGCUAUGGUGUCUUCAGUCGAAGAUUUGAGUUUGAAACCAUCCCAGUGUUUGCAGCAUCCAGCGAUCAAAGCCAGAUUCCUAUAAUUGCUGUGUCUGUGACAGUGGGAGUCAUUUUGUUGGCAGUGGUUAUCGGCUUCCUCCUCAGUGGAAGUUGCUGCGAGUGUGGCUGUGGAAGGGCUUCUUCCCUGUGCGCUGUUGCCCAUCCAAGCCUAAUAUGGCGGUGUGGUUACAGCAAAGCAAAACAAGAUCCAGAAGAGGAAAAGAUGCAUUUUCAUAAUGGGCACAUUAAACUGCCAGGAGUAAGAACUUAUAUUGAUCCACACACCUAUGAGGAUCCCAAUCAAGCUGUCCAUGAAUUUGCCAAGGAGAUAGAAGCUUCAUGCAUCACCAUUGAAAGAGUUAUUGGAGCAGGUGAAUUUGGUGAAGUUUGUAGUGGACGUUUGAAACUUCCAGGAAAAAGAGAAUUACCUGUGGCAAUCAAAACCCUGAAAGUAGGCUACACAGAAAAGCAACGCCGAGAUUUCCUGGGUGAAGCAAGUAUCAUGGGGCAGUUUGAUCAUCCUAACAUCAUUCACUUAGAAGGUGUUGUGACCAAAAGCAAACCAGUGAUGAUAGUGACAGAGUACAUGGAAAAUGGAUCUUUAGAUACAUUUUUAAAGAAAAACGACGGGCAAUUCACUGUGAUUCAGCUUGUUGGCAUGCUGAGAGGCAUCGCUGCAGGAAUGAAGUACCUUUCCGACAUGGGCUAUGUGCAUAGAGACCUUGCUGCCAGAAACAUCUUAAUCAACAGUAACCUUGUGUGCAAAGUGUCUGACUUUGGACUUUCCAGGGUGCUGGAAGAUGAUCCUGAGGCAGCCUACACCACGAGGGGAGGGAAAAUUCCAAUCAGAUGGACUGCCCCAGAAGCUAUAGCUUUCCGAAAGUUUACCUCUGCCAGUGAUGUCUGGAGCUAUGGAAUCGUGAUGUGGGAGGUUGUGUCUUAUGGGGAGAGACCCUACUGGGAGAUGACCAAUCAAGACGUGAUUAAAGCAGUAGAGGAAGGCUACCGUCUGCCAAGCCCCAUGGACUGUCCUGCUGCUCUCUAUCAGUUAAUGCUGGAUUGCUGGCAGAAGGACCGAAAUAGCAGGCCCAAAUUUGAUGAGAUCGUCAACAUGUUGGAUAAGCUGAUACGUAACCCAAGUAGCUUGAAGACGCUGGUUAAUGCAUCGAGCAGGGUAUCUAAUUUGUUGGCAGAACAUGGCCCACUGGGAUCUGGGGCCUACAGAUCAGUAGGUGAAUGGCUAGAAGCAAUCAAAAUGGGCCGGUAUACAGAGAUUUUCAUGGAAAAUGGAUACAGUUCAAUGGACGCUGUGGCUCAGGUGACCUUGGAGGAUUUGAGACGGCUUGGAGUGACUCUUGUCGGUCACCAGAAGAAGAUCAUGAACAGCCUUCAAGAAAUGAAGGUGCAGCUGGUAAAUGGGAUGGUGCCAUUGUAACUUCAUUCCAAUGUCACUUCAUCAAGUGAAUGAUUCUGCACUUUGUAAACAAGCCCUGAGAUUUAUUUUAACAAAAAAAAAAGGGGGGGGAGGGAACACUCAGUGAUUUCUAAACCUUAGGAGAGCAUUUGUUUCAGCCACAGAAUUUGUAAUCAGUGUUUUGCUAAAAUCUCCUUAUCUUCCUCAGUGUCUUCAUUUUUCAUGAAGCAAAUAUAACCUGCAAGGAAUAAAAACAUGAGGUUAAACAUUAUCUUAUGUUGCAACAAGAAAAUCCUUUCCACUACUUCUACAAAAUUUUAUAAAUGAAAAUUAUAACUAUAUAUAUAGAACCUUUACAGACUGAAUUAAGGCAGCCCCUUUCAAAACUUCCAAGAAUCUACUUGAAAGGAAAAGUUUAUAGCCAUUUGUGGGCUAACAAAAGCUGCAAUUUACUGAAGUUUACUUCAAGUCUUAUUUGUCUACAUAAGUGUAUUGAAGAGCAAUAUGAUUAGGUAAUUUCUUAAUAGAUACCUUCUUUUGUAAUUUUAAAAUGCUGUUACACAGCGUUAAGUUAUAGACUCUAGUGUAUAAAUAUGUUGCUUGAUCAAGGACGAGUACAAUACAGGGUGCAUUAUUUAUUUUUCUGUGUUAUAAAAUUUACUUUUAGUUGCUCUUCUAGAAACUAUUAGGUAAUAAAUGUGUAUAUACUGUAUAAUUUGCUAUAUACCCAGGAAUCAAUUUAAGUUGGAGUUUUGUGUGUGAUGCUUGCACAUGUGUGCGUUAUCAUUCUGCUUGCAUUUUUAAUAGUGUUUUUAUUUUAGCAACAUACAGGAACAAGUGUUCCACAGUGUAAUAUAAAUAGGAGAAGUAGGGAAGCAGUAAAACGAAAAUUUAACACAAGCUUGUGUCUUUCUUCCUCUCGUAUGUCCAAAAGCUACUAAAUCUCUUUAUUCAUUAACAGGAAAUGUCUAUAAGAUUAAAUCCCCUUUGGCUUUUUGAAAACACUUUGUGAUAUCAGUGACAAUGCAGUUCUUCUAGCCAUUAAUCUUGCACCCCUGUAAGAAAUUUCACCUUUCUGAGUCCCAGAAAAUAUCUUGUCAAGCAAAGUUGACACCGAAGGGCACAUUUUCAGCAGGAUAUAGAAGGAUUUAACUGUGCAGGCUUCCGUUAAUGUUGUUAAAUCCAGGCACAUAGCACUAAGCAUUACCCCUAAGUGUUAAUCCUUCGUAACCAUUUCCCUUGUGGUUCAGCUCUAGAAAUUUUGAUACUAAGGCAGCAAUGGAAUGAUGAAAUAUAUAUAUAAAUAUAUAUAUAUACAUAUUUCCUUCAGAAUUGUCUUUGUUUCAAAACAAGUUUUAUUUGUUGAUGGCUGUUUAUUCAUUUGAUAAUUUCUUCUUGUAUUCAGUUUCAUCAAAUUGAACUUAUUUUGAUAAACCAGUCCAAAGUAUUAUUUAGUUGGCCUUAUUAAGGAAUAUAAGAUAUGUUCUAUGUAUAUUUUAUGUAUCACACUUGGUGAAGACAGACAUUUGUGUUAUAAAUUAUAUGGUUUAUUAGAAUUUGAACAAAAUUGAGCUCCUUGGUGAAAUAAAUUUUUAUAGUAUUACAUUUUAUAGAAACCAUGGGAUGACAUGUGAUUAUUCAAGGAGUAUUGCAUUUGAAGAAAAUAUAGCCUAUGUAUGUUAUCAAGGGCAAUAGUAUAUUGGAGUAGUCUGGAUUAAUGAAAUCCAUAGAAAAUAUACCUGCAUGAUAUUAAUGGUAUUCUGUCUUUUCCAAGCACUUGUUUUAGUUGAAUAUUAGCACAUACAAGAAUAAACCUUUAAGGAAUAACUUCUUUCUACUUUGCCAACCUUUUACUUAAGCAGUAAGUUAACUCUUUGCUAAAGAACAUGGCAAAAAAAAAAAAAAAAAGGAAAAACCAAAGGUUCUAAACAAUUCUCAGAUGGUAUAUUUAGUUUGGCCCAAUUAUGGCUAUAAUUACUUAUUAGAUUUAUACUAUACCAUGGGUCCUAACAAAAUACACUUCAAGUAUACUUUAAUAGAUAAGUGAAAUUUGCAGAGAAAGUAGAAAAAGGUGGAUUUAGCAUUGUCUUGAUAAAAUCACAAGUGGGCAUCACCAUUAUGAAAGAUGCCUUUGUUCAUUUCAAGAAACAAAAUGAACUGAACUAAUUCUUUCUGUACAAAAUAAUUGGAGACAUGUUGCACUUUAUUGAAUUUCGUAAAAACAACUGAAUUUAAGUCAUAAAGUAACAAUUGAGAACCUUCAAAGUAGGAAUAGACAUAUUGAUUUAAAAUACAAACUACCAUAAAUGUUAGGACUAGCCACAAUUACUUACACAUAACAAAGAUAUUUUCUGAAAGUCUUCUAAAAGUUAUAUGUUCAAAAAUGAUUUAGGGGUCAGCACAGAGUUUAUCUAAGUGAUUAGAAUUUAAAGUUACAAUGUAGAUUUCCUCUUUUCACAAAAGAACAGUGUAAAUUAAUAUGAAUCGAUUCCUUUGCAAUUCUGGCAUUCCUUUGGGAAAGUAAAUUGAGAUGAAAGUUAGACACAUCGAUUUCAUCUACAUCUCACUUUGGUUGAGAAUUUCUAAGGCAUGGCAAUAUGGUUUUAAAAUAAAUAAAGAGAUUUUCAAAUAAGAUCUGCUCUCCCCCCACAUAAAAAAAAAAAAAGGAAAGAAUUCCUUUCUAAAAUAUUUAUUCACCACUGGAUAUGUCACCAAUUGGGAAGUGCCAAUCUCAUCUAUAAAUGUGAGAAGUGGAACCAGGAGAGGAGGCAGCUCUUGUGAAAUGCGGGGAGGCAGUAACCCAGGGUGAGGAAAUCUUGAUUGCGUGAUUUCUUAUCCUUUUGGUUCAUUUUGUCACCCACCAGACAACUAAAAAUAAAACAUAGACCCAAUAAUUUUAGCACAUAAGAUAGAUUUGUCAAAUAAUACAUAAUGUUAUUGUAACUAUCAAGUAGCAAUACCUUUAAAGCAUGAGUCAUUCUCAAUGUUGAACUUGGAAAAAUAGGCACAAGCAGGGAGUUUUUUUCAACUUACUGAUACCUGUGGAAGUCACUCAAUUACUACUUUUAUCAAUCAUAAUUUGUUUCCUAAUCUUCCCAUUUGCUCACAUGUUCUUCUUGGCCAUUGAAAUAUCUAAAUUGUAUGUAAAAAUGUAAAGAUUUUGCUUUUCCCAUGUAAAAAAAAUGUGCAUGGUCUUUUAUUUAUUCUCUUUUAAUCACCAAAUCAGUGUUCUAAAGUUGUAGGAUUUCUGUAAAAAUUAUAUUCCAAUACUCUAUCUAAACUUAAAUGUGGCCAGCAUUAUUAGUUUCAGAGUUGCAAAAACAAUACAGAACAUCCUUCUCUUAGUUUGUAAAGAGUUUUAGCCAGUGUGCAAUGGUGAAGAGAUAAUUUCACAUCUUAAGUUUAAAAUGAAAAAUUAAUAUCUGUUGAACACUUAUGUGUUUGCAUGUCUGCUAUUUAAUCUCUAUGUGAAAGUCAAAGAUUUUUUUUAACACCAUUAUUUCUCCCAUUUAAAGUGGGCUUGCAGAAGCACAAGUAGAAAAAUUUACCUGUGGAAGACAUUUUUGUUUGUAAUGGUGUGUUGGAUGGCAAAUUUGUGUCAGAUAUUAGAAAUUUACUAGAUGUAUAAUGUUGCAUAGUAGGAUAAGGUCUUUUUCCCACUUUUUUUCUUUCUAAAAAUAAGAAGACGAAAAGCUAAAUAUGAUAGUAAACUGUGAUUGCUUAUGUCCUGCCAGAUGUUUAAACUCAAAAUAAAUAAAAAGUAGGUACAAUAUGAUGAUGAUGAUGAUGAAUAAACAAUCAAAAUGCUAGUUUUAUUUGAAAUUAAUAACUAGAAUAAGUCAUCAUUUUUUCAACUCUGUAGCACAGCUGGUUACAUUGAAUAUUUUUCUCUAUUAUGCUGUUAAUUAUAUAGUAAUGUAUCAAAGGAGAAAUAGAUAAGAACUUUCUUUUCAUGUUGGUUUAUAAAAACAUCUUUUUACACAUAAAUGAUUGAAUGUUCUUAUUCAGAAUGACCACAAAAUUAUUGCUUAGGAGAAGACACAAUUCUUAAAAAAAGAGAGAGAGAGAGAGAAUCUAUUUAUUAUAAUCAGAAUCAAAUGUCAUUUGUUUCUUCUAAAUGUAAAUGAAAAAAAUUGAAGGUGGCAAAAUAAAUCAUGUUUAUUCAGUAUGGACUAUAUUAACAGUAGAGAUUUUAGUGGUCAAAAUAUUUGUGAAUCUUUAGAUUGCAAUAGUUUUACAUUUAAUAAUUUUACAGUUUGUAAAUUUCAUUUAUAAUAGUCUGAGAAUAAAACUUAGACUCAGUCAUUUGUUAAUAUGUUUAUUAAAUUCUCUUAGAAGCAGCUGUAUAGAGUAUCUUAUUCUAGGCUAGGCAUCAGGAUAUCUCAAAUCCGUGCCUAAGCAUUAAUUCAAGAAAGGAUUAGUGUUUCUGUAUUUUUCCCCCAUUUGAAGCUCUCUGUGCAUUUGGUUUGUGUAUAUGUUUUUGUAGUGUAAGAUAUGAAAUUUUAUAUUUUUUCAGAAAAUAAAAAACCCUUUGAAUACAGUUA